Venustampulla echinocandica is the source of this 1320-nucleotide messenger RNA. RefSeq lists its product as uncharacterized. The transcript has 5 exons. Lineage: Eukaryota; Fungi; Ascomycota; Leotiomycetes; Helotiales; Pleuroascaceae. The record is from RefSeq and is a predicted model, not a curated record. Bases 1 to 1320 code for a protein of 439 amino acids. Gene Ontology annotation, molecular function: proteasome-activating activity; ATP binding; ATP hydrolysis activity. Gene Ontology annotation, biological process: proteasome-mediated ubiquitin-dependent protein catabolic process. Gene Ontology annotation, cellular component: proteasome regulatory particle, base subcomplex.
AUGCCGAGCGCUACGGGUAGUGACUGGCAGAAGUACACCAAGAAAUUCGCAGAUGAUGAGAUAGAGGAAAAGAAGAUUACACCAUUGACCGAUGAAGACAUCCAAGUCCUUAAAACCUAUGGUGCAGCUCCCUAUGGAGCAGCUAUCAAAAAGCUCGAGCAACAGAUCAAGGAGAAGCAAAAUAGCGUGAACGAGAAGAUCGGAGUCAAGGAAUCGGAUACUGGAUUAGCGCCACCUCAUCUGUGGGAUGUUGCUGCAGACCGCCAACGAAUGUCCGAGGAGCAACCUUUACAAGUGGCGAGAUGUACGAAGAUUAUCCAAGACGAGAAGGACCCUGAGAAGAGCAAAUAUGUCAUCAACGUCAAGCAAAUAGCGAAGUUCGUCGUGAAUCUCGGAGAACGUGUCAGCCCCACAGAUAUUGAAGAGGGCAUGAGAGUUGGUGUCGACCGAAACAAGUACCAAAUCCUACUCCCUCUACCUCCGAAGAUCGAUGCAAGUGUUACUAUGAUGACAGUUGAGGAAAAGCCGGACGUCACAUAUGGUGAUGUGGGAGGUUGCAAGGAACAAGUGGAGAAACUCCGUGAAGUUGUUGAGAUGCCACUAUUAUCGCCUGAACGAUUCGUCAACCUUGGUAUUGAUCCGCCUAAGGGUGCUCUUCUCUACGGUCCUCCGGGAACUGGGAAGACUCUUUGCGCCAGAGCCGUUGCGAACAGAACCGAUGCGACAUUCAUUCGAGUUAUUGGUAGUGAGUUGGUACAAAAGUAUGUCGGAGAAGGUGCAAGGAUGGUUCGGGAGCUCUUCGAGAUGGCAAGGACAAAGAAAGCUUGCAUUAUUUUCUUCGAUGAGAUUGAUGCUAUUGGAGGAGCUCGAUUUGAUGACGGUGCUGGUGGUGACAAUGAAGUGCAAAGAACUAUGUUAGAGUUGAUCACUCAGCUCGACGGUUUCGACGCACGAGGAAACAUCAAGGUCAUGUUCGCUACAAACAGGCCUUCGACACUUGACCCGGCCCUCAUGAGACCCGGACGUAUCGACCGAAAGAUUGAGUUCUCGCUCCCAGAUUUAGAAGGUCGGGCGAACAUUCUUCGAAUUCACGCCAAGAGCAUGUCCGUCGAGCGCGACAUUAGAUGGGAAUUGAUCUCACGUCUCUGCCCCAACUCAACCGGUGCCGAGCUGAGGAGUGUUUGCACAGAGGCCGGCAUGUAUGCUAUCCGUGCACGGAGGAAGGUGGCAACGGAGAAGGAUUUCUUGAGUGCUGUUGAUAAGGUCAUCAAGGGGAACUUGAAGUUCAACUCUACCGCAACUUAUAUGCAAUACAAUUAG